This is a messenger RNA of Mollisia scopiformis, 552 nucleotides long. RefSeq lists its product as uncharacterized. The transcript has a single exon. Bases 1 to 552 code for a protein of 183 amino acids. Gene Ontology annotation, molecular function: protein binding. NCBI's taxonomy places the organism in Eukaryota, Fungi, Ascomycota, Leotiomycetes, Helotiales, Mollisiaceae. The record is from RefSeq and is a predicted model, not a curated record.
AUGGUCCACAAAGACUUUGCGUGUCACUAUUCCCCAGUAUUCCAAGCGGCUUUCAACAGUAGCUUCAUUGAAGGCCAGACACAAGAAUACCGACUGCAAGAUACGUCAGAAAUUGUCGUCCGUGUCUUGAUCAACUGGUUUUAUACCAAGAAAGUGGAUGUUGAGGCGCUUGGAUUCACGGGAGAAUCCAUCAAGACAGCCUAUUAUGAGACGCGUUUCAUAUCGCUUGUUGAGCUCUGGAUUUUGGCAGAGAAGUUGUUGAUUCCAGAGCUCCAGAACAUGGUGAUCAGAGAGUUCUAUCGACUUAAAUUAGCUGCAAUGAUAGUGCCGACAAGCUGCUUCCAUGCCAUCUAUGAGGAUACUGUAGUAGGCAGUCCACUACGUCGUUUAUGUGUGGAUAUCUGUGUUGUCUACCUCAAGCACUCUGUUUACAGGGAGACAGCAGACCAGAUUCCACAUGAUAUGUUCGUUGACUUGGUCGCAAGAUUCUCAAGUUUGAACAGGAUGGAGCUGGAUAUCAACAUCGAAGCCUACCAAGUCGCUGAACAGUGA